AUGGAUCCUGCUCAAGAACCCCCUGAUGAGAACAUCGCAUGGCAUAUCUACGUGGGGACAAUAGUAACCAUUGUCCCAGCUACCAUUGCGGUGAUCCUACGGUUCAUCUCUCGGCAUGUUGCUCGCGCUGGUCUGUGGUUGGAUGAUUACACUAUUGCGAUAGCAUUGGCAAUAAACUGGGUUAUGGCAAUCUUGCGAUGGGUUCAAAUUCUUGUCUUCGGCGUCGGCCGUCAUGCCUAUUAUCUUCCAGAUGACAAGAUACAAGGCUUUUUCAAGAGCUUUCUGGCCAGCCAGAUAAUUUAUUUCCUCAAUGCGGUUUUCACCAAAGCAGCCCUGCUGUUGCUAUAUUACCGUAUCUUUGGUGUGGUCAAGCAUUUCCGUUGGGCUCUGUGCGCGACAUGGUUCCUAGUCAUCGGAUACUUUAUUGCAUGCACCAUUGUUUCGAUCGCCGAAUGCUUACCAGUGGCCAAAUUCUGGAACCCGAGUGGGCCAGGAUCAUGUAUUGACAUGGUCGCUUUUUUCCGUUGGAACGGGGUUACAAACCUUAUCCUCGAUGUCCUGGUUCUCUGUCUCCCAUUUCCGAUGGCAUGGAGGCUGCAAAUGACAACUCGACAAAAGCUCAUUUUAACUGGCAUCUUCAUGCUUGGCGGUUUCGUCUGCAUCGUUUCUGUUAUGCGAAUUGCGAGUUUCGACUUUACGGAAAUGUACGAUCCCACUUGGACCGGCGUUAAUUCGUCAAUGUAUUCGUCAAUUGAGCAGUCCGUCGGAAUCAUUUGUGCCUGCCUUCCCACGCUGCGCCCUCUGUUCCGAUCCCUGUACGGUCCCUCAAGGGACCAUUCAAACCGGGCUCCUGUCUCUAGCUCCUCCUCUUCCUCCUCACAGAACAGACACUCUAUCUGUCCGCAGACACCGUCGUCUGGCACGGAGACAAGCGUUUUGACUCUUACUAAGCCAUCUCCGGCACGAACUACAGCCCCUCAGGCCUGUUUAUUUGAUAUGGAGGUUUACAAUGUCGUUGAUCGUGAGUCUUUGUCCCUCGAAUACGGUGACGGGCAUCAGGUGGAUAGAUGUGUUUCUCGGGUAGAAUCAAUGGUUUAG
Messenger RNA from Penicillium riverlandense, 1098 nucleotides. RefSeq lists its product as uncharacterized. The transcript has 4 exons. The record is from RefSeq and is a predicted model, not a curated record. The coding region runs from base 1 to 1098 and encodes 365 amino acids. Lineage: Eukaryota; Fungi; Ascomycota; Eurotiomycetes; Eurotiales; Aspergillaceae.